Rhodotorula toruloides NP11 is the source of this 240-nucleotide messenger RNA. RefSeq names its product mitochondrial outer membrane translocase complex, subunit Tom7. Gene Ontology annotation, biological process: protein import into mitochondrial matrix; protein insertion into mitochondrial outer membrane. The transcript has 4 exons. Gene Ontology annotation, cellular component: mitochondrial outer membrane; mitochondrial outer membrane translocase complex. The coding region runs from base 1 to 240 and encodes 79 amino acids. Lineage: Eukaryota; Fungi; Basidiomycota; Microbotryomycetes; Sporidiobolales; Sporidiobolaceae. The record is from RefSeq and is a predicted model, not a curated record.
AUGGACGAGCGCCGACGUCGUCCUCACCCACAACCACUUGCACGCCGUAACGAGCCAGUACCGCCAACAAUGCUCGGAUUUGUAGGACUCUCGGACGACAACAAGGAGCGCAUCUCCAAGGCCAUCGAGGUCGCAAAGACCAUCGUUCACUACGGCUGGAUCCCCACCAUCCUCUUUGUCGCAUACCGUGCGUCAAACCCCCGGCCGCCCUUGAUGAGGCUUAUCUCUCCUCUGGCUUGA